Messenger RNA from Microthlaspi erraticum, 657 nucleotides. Lineage: Eukaryota; Viridiplantae; Streptophyta; Magnoliopsida; Brassicales; Brassicaceae. The record is from the annotation of a GenBank genome assembly.
AUGGAAGGAGGUGGAGGAAGUAGCGCCGCCGCCGCCGCAGGAGUGGUACCGGAAUCAGCUAUGGUGGCUGUGAAAGAAACGAUGGCGCACCUCGCGGAACUGAAACCGCAGCUUGAGCAGAUGCUUUCUUUGGCCGAGCCAGAGGUACUUGCUCAUAUGCAGCCAUUGAUGCGAGCUAAGACUGUGCAGUUGCUCGCCGAAGCUACCACAGCAAUUUACGAUUUGAGGCUGAGAUGUACUGGAGCUAAUCCCGAUGAUCAUCGUGUCAAAUCUGAAAUUGAGCGGUUAAACGUGUACAGAGAGAAGUUUCAGCGGUGUUUGGAUCGAAGUAAAGAACCAUUACGUCCGACUACCGUCUUAAACCGUCAUGCAGCAACCCGUUUCAUCGCGCACUCUCUACCUGAUCUUACAUCAGCUCAAAAGCAAAACAUUAGAGACCUCGGUAAAGGAGAGAUGUCAAGGAUCAGACAUUCGGAAACAAGUGCGAGAAAGAGGAAAUUCCAGUCAAGUGAGAAACAGUCUGUUCAGUCUGCUGCAAAGGAAUUUCUUGAAAAGGCAGCUCGUGAGCUUAAUGGUAACAUUGAAAAUGGUUUGAAGGGGCCUCUUAUGGUGGCGGCAGCUGAUGGUUCCGAAGAUGUUGAGAUUAGUACAGCCUGA